Messenger RNA from Girardinichthys multiradiatus, 1943 nucleotides. It is a transcript of the gene kcnj8, whose product is annotated as potassium inwardly rectifying channel subfamily J member 8. Gene Ontology annotation, cellular component: plasma membrane. The transcript has 6 exons. Lineage: Eukaryota; Metazoa; Chordata; Actinopteri; Cyprinodontiformes; Goodeidae. The record is from RefSeq and is a predicted model, not a curated record. The coding region runs from base 249 to 1514 and encodes 421 amino acids. Gene Ontology annotation, molecular function: ATP-activated inward rectifier potassium channel activity. Gene Ontology annotation, biological process: potassium ion import across plasma membrane; regulation of monoatomic ion transmembrane transport.
CUUCCAGUCCUGUUCGGAACCGGACUCUUGGAGUUGGACGACGUCAACAGGACAGAGGAGACUGUUCCAGCCCUCAGAGGAGCUGAGCAGAGGCGGUGCGCAGCUCUCAACCCGACCAGACCCCAAAAUAAAGUCGGGAGGUUAAAAUCUUUUACGCAUUUUGGACAUGUUUCCGCGCGUCAGGGCGCACUGAGGGACGUUUUAUUUGGGCUUCAGGACAGCAGCAGCUGCUGAAGAAGAGGAGUAAGAUGUUGGCCAGGAAAAGCAUCAUCCCGGAGGAGUUCGGUCUCCCGGGUCUCGCGUCUCGGAUGCCCCGCAAGCCGGUGUUCAGGGACCGGGUGAACAAAGCCCGCUUCAUCGCCAAAAACGGCUCCUGCAACUUGGCGCACAAGAACAUCCGCGAGCAGGGCCGCUUCCUGCAGGACGUCUUCACCACGCUGGUGGACCUGAAAUGGCGCUUCACGCUUGUCAUCUUCACCACGACCUUCGUGAGCAGCUGGCUGCUGUUCGCCAUGAGCUGGUGGCUGGUGGCCUUUGCGCACGGAGACAUGGACCCGGAGCGGCAAAACGAGACCCACUGCGUCACCGACGUCAAGUCGUUUAUUUCAGCCUUCCUGUUCUCCAUCGAGGUUCAGGUGACCAUCGGCUUUGGAGGACGCAUGAUUACAGAGCACUGUCCGGCUGCCAUUACUGUCCUCAUCUUGCAGAACAUAGUGGGACUCAUCAUUAACGCCGUCAUGCUCGGUUGUAUCUUUAUGAAGACAGCCCAGUCCAACCGCCGAGCAGAGACGUUAAUCUUCAGCCGUCACGCCGUUAUUGCCGUGAGGAGCAACCGUCUGUGCUUCAUGAUUCGCAUUGGAGAUCUGAGGAAGAGCAUGAUUAUAGGAGCAACUGUCAGAUUACAGGUGGUGAGAAAGACCACCACACCAGAGGGGGAGAUGAUCCCCAUCCAUCAGAUCGAUGUACAGACUGAGAGCGCCGUGGCCAGCAACAGUCUGUUCCUCCUCGCCCCGCUCAUCAUCUGCCACGUCAUCGACAAAAACAGCCCGCUGUACGACCUGUCAGCCAUGGAGCUCCAGUGCAGUGACUUGGAGGUGAUCGUCAUCCUGGAGGGAGUUGUGGAGACAACAGGCAUCACCACGCAGGCCCGGACCUCCUACGUCUCUGAGGAGAUCCAGUGGGGUCACCGGUUUGUUCCCAUCGUUACAGAGGAAGAAGGCGUGUACUCUGUGGACUACUCCAAAUUUGGCAACACGGUUAAAGUGACUACGCCAAGCUGCAGCGCUCGGGAGCUGGACGAGAAGCCGUACAUCCUGAUCCAAACCCUUCAGAAGAGCGAGCUGUCGCACCAGAACUCACUGAGGAAGCGCAACUCCAUGAGACGCAACAACUCCAUGAGGAAAGGCGGUGGGAGCAGCGGGAGCUUGCGCAGGAACAACUCUGGGCUUGCUUCGCCUAAAGUCCAGUUCUUCACCCCAACUGACGGGGGCCAGAACCUGAACGCCGUCACCUGACAUGAGGCCUUCCUCUUGCGGGCUGCUCUGUUCCUGCUGUUAGGGACGAAGACUGUAGGUGCAUCUGUUUCUCUGAUGGGAUUCCUUCUUCUGUUCCUGGCUUUAUCUCAACUAGUGUCUCAGUGCUUUUAUUGUUAUUAUUAGUAUUAUUAUCUUCAUUAGCAGACGGUUGCACAUUUCCAAGCACUGACACAAACACUUAGACGUUUUGGUAGACACCUUUAUGGGAUGUUUUCUCAGAACAACAUCAUGCAGCACUUUAUGUUCUAACAAUAUUAAUUGACACAACCAUGCUUUAGUAAAACAAGUCAGAUGUGAAGGUUUUGUUUUUAUCAUACUUUAACAGUAUCUAAUUAUAAUGAGCCAAUCACUAAUGUUAUGUGUUUUUGUGUUAUUUGACAAUAAAUGCACCAACUUGUUAAGAACAUG